AUGGGUGAAGCUGAGAAAGGUUCAGUGAUUAAAGAGAAGCUUAGGGGUCUUUGUGUUGGUAAUGGGUGGUCUUAUGGGGUUUUCUGGCGUUUUGAUCAGAGAAAUUCCAUGUUGUUGACAAUGGGAGAAGCCUAUUAUGAAGAGCACAUGGGAGCAGUGAUUGAAAAUAUGCUUUCACAGGUCCACAUGCUUGGAGAAGGUGUUAUUGGUCAAACUGCUUUCACCGGGAAGCAUCAAUGGAUGCAUUCAGAUGCUUACAAUGGACAGUGGAAUUCAUGCAAUCCCAUCGAAAGUUGUAGUAAUCUGUUUCAGACAAUUGCAACAGUCUCUGUGGAAUCAGGAGUAAUUCAGUUUGGAUCCACUGAAAAGAUUAUGGAGAGGCUGGAGUUUUUAGACGAAACAAAAAGGGUGUUCCAGGAGAUCAAAAAUCUUCAUGGGAUUAUUCCUCUGGCAAGUGCACCUUCAUGUUUGAACAAUGAAUCCAAUGAUCUAAAUGAAUUGUUUGCUUCCUUAAUUUCAUCUGCAAACUUUCAUGGAGACAUUGCCAACAUACUUGGUGAUAAAUCUAAAGAUCUAGGAGGAAAUUGUUUAUCUGCAAUGAAUUUACAGUCUACAGCAUCUGAUGACAUGGGCUCAGCUGAUAAAACCCUGUGGUUUAGUACAUGGAGUACUGAACCUUCUUUGUUGGCCUCAUAUGACCCACAUUUGGCAUCUGAUAUUGGGGUUCAGGAUUCUCUUAAGACUUGCAGAAACACAGCUCAAGACUCAACUCUCAUUCAAGGCAGCUGUGGAUAUCAGAUGGAUAAUCAGCAAUAUCUACAGGGAUACCCUGUAGAGUUUAACCGAGCUGAUUGUAUUACAGAUGUUUCCAAAUCAUUCAUGGAUGAUCUUUCUCAGUGGUUUGCUGCUUCCCCAGAACAGAACUUCAAUGGCAUGGCAACCACAAUGAAUGGUGACCUGUCACCAGUGUUUGAAAGUACUCCAGUGUCAUCUAGUCUGGUUAAAGGUGAUACUUCUAUCAACUCACCAAUUGAGCAUCCAGCAACUUCUAUGCAAAGUUCCAUCACAAAUGCAUUCAGUGCUGAUGCUCAUGAGAAAUAUAUGACAAUUCAGAGUGCUGGAAAGGAUUUGUUUCAUGGUUUGGGAACAGUUCUCGGUGGUGGUCAAGUCCGUGAGUGCUGGGAAGAUAGUAUAAUGCCAGUAGUCAGUGCUGACUGCUUGGCUGCCGGAACUGAUUUGACCAAAGAGGCGGAAGUUGGUUCUGUGGCUGUCCCCCGGAGGGGGUUAUUCUCGGAAUUAGGACUAGAAGAGCUUCUAAAUGGAAUGAAUUCUACUUCAAGCUCUGUGACUAAAUGCAGUCUAGAAGACCAAUUAUCCACCAGGAAAAGGAAAUUAGAAAGUUCAUCUGUGGGCAGUAAUCAGGUACAGCUAGGAAGGCUUGCUGGUUCUGGAGGGAGCAUGCAUUUGACAGGACCUUUGUAUAACUUGGACAAGACAAACUGUCUUGUACCAAAGAAAGAGGUUCUCCCAAAAUCACAGGUGGGCUUAUGGAUCGAUGAUAGUUAUAGUGUCAAUGCUAGAAGUAUGUCUCAAGCAAAACCACAGAAGGCUGAGGAUCACACAAAGACCGCCAAGAAGAGGGCAAAGCCUGGAGAGAGUACUCGACCAAGGCCCAAGGAUCGUCAGCAGAUCCAAGACCGUAUGAAAGACUUGAGGGGGAUGAUUCCCAAUGGUGGCAAGUGUAGCAUUGAUGCUUUGCUGGACCGCACCAUCAAGUACAUGAUUUUCUUGCAAGGUGUGACGAAACAUGCUGAUAAGCUUAAACAACCUCAUGAGUCAAAGGUUAAUCACAGCAGUAUAUCUGGUGGUAACAAUACUUGGGCAUUAGCAGUUGAGGGUCAAAAUGUGGUUUGCCCUAUACUCGUUGAGGACCUUAGUACACCUGGCCAAAUGCUUAUUGAGAUCCUCUGUGAGGAGCAUGGUUUCUUUCUUGAGUUAGCAGACGAAAUCCGGGGCUUUGGGUUGAAUAUCUUGAAGGGGGUGAUGGAGAGCCGCGAGGAGAAGAUAUGGGCGCGCUUUAUCGUUGAGGCAACUAGGCAUAUAACCAGGAUAGAAGUAUUUUGGUCCCUUGUCCGGCUUCUUCAGCAAAAUGGUACCAGUGUGGUUGAUCCAACCAGUCGGCCCAGCAAUGUAGCAGACACUGGGUUUCCUCCUGUAUUGGAUAGUGUCCAGCCAUGUAGUUUUCCUCCUCCCAUCAGCUUGACAUGAGGUUCAAAACACUUUUGAUUGCUGCUGGAGUACCUUGAGCACUACUUCCGUGGGUGUGCAAUGAUAGGUGUUUUGGUAAUGGAAAAGGUGAUUGGCUACCGUCCCAUUGCCAGUUGCCUUAGAAAUAGUUGUGAGGUGUGUGCAUAAUGUUAAGAAGAAAGAGAUUAGGAUGUGAUGUGCCUUCAAAAAUUGUUGGUGCUGUUUUUGCGAGUUAGUUCCUCAAUUAGGAAAGGCUGUGCAAGGCACAGAACCAUGAUCAUAUGCUGAAGACAUGGUGAACUAGAGUCUGCGCGGCCUCCUCUUCUUUUAGUAGUUGGGAUUUCAUGUUUAUAUCUUCAACCAGAGUACAAACCCAGUAGUAGUAGUAGGCUGAUCACUGAUUUGUUUUCUUGGCCUUUCUGUUGUGGCUUAAUAUUAUUAUAGUAAUGAUGGAAUGUUGUCACUUCUCUU
This is a messenger RNA of Fragaria vesca subsp. vesca, 2718 nucleotides long. Its product is annotated as transcription factor bHLH157-like. NCBI's taxonomy places the organism in Eukaryota, Viridiplantae, Streptophyta, Magnoliopsida, Rosales, Rosaceae. Bases 1 to 2268 code for a protein of 755 amino acids. Gene Ontology annotation, biological process: regulation of DNA-templated transcription. Gene Ontology annotation, molecular function: DNA-binding transcription factor activity; protein dimerization activity. The record is from RefSeq and is a predicted model, not a curated record. The transcript is spliced from 9 exons.